AUGAACUGCCGGAACCGCCAUCGCUCUCACGCUCCGCAGCCGCUGCCGUCGGCCGAGUCCAUCAAACUCAAGAUGUGGCAAAUCGUCUCCCGCCACGAGCAGCUGAAAGUCGCCUUCCACCAGCUCCAUUCUCAGAUCAGGACCGGUCUGCUUGAGGCGGAGGAAGUAUUCGCGUCGCUGGCUACACCCCUGACGAAGCUGGUUGGGCUGAAGACGGUUGAAAUGGCUGCCGAGGGGAGAUUCAGCACUAUUUUCACUUCUGUUGAUCGUUUCCCUUCUCAGCAAGAGAACUACAUGGUCAGAGCCACCACCGCUGGCAACGAGUUCAUGGAGAGACAGAAGCUACAGCUUAUGCAGCUCAUCAGCCUUCUCAAGAAGAUCGAGGCUCAGGUCAACUUGAGCCAGAGAAGCAUCUCCCAGAAUCUAUCUGACCAUCAGGCUGACAUGGAAAAGUUCUUCCUAAAAGCUUUUGCAUACAUUUCCUCAACUCACCAGUCUGGCCCCAGCAACGAACUCUUCCAUGUGAUGUUAAAGAUACUCAGGGCCACAUUCAACCAGGUAGUGGCUGCCCUCGAGUCGGUUGAGGUCGGAAUAGAUGACCUUAUCCGUGAGCUGGCUCAGAAGAUGUGUGGUCCCAUGGUUGAGUACGCCAAUGGUCUCAAGGUCGAGAUUAGAGCGGGGACGUGCUCUCGGUUGCUCGAGGUCAUUAAGGAGAUGGACGGGGCAAUGAAGGUUAGGGAGUUGGAGUUGGAGGAGGCGAGAAAGCGCGCGAGGUCAGCGGAAGAGGGAAGGAUCAAGGCCAUGAACAUGCUGAUGAAAUUGGGGAAAGCGGGUGGGAAAAUGACCAUGUCGUCCCCAGGAUUGUUAAUGGAAGAUAUUAAGGAGUCGGGAGAACACUCGACACGUGAAAAGUCUUUGGGCACUAAGGCAGAUCAGGGAAAAGAUGAAGACUUACUGUGGGAACUCCUGAGGAAGAAAAGAAAAUGCCACGUACCAGAUAGUCCCCUUGGACCGAAUGAGCUUCUGGGCAUAGGCACGUGCAGCAAAAAGCUUAAGGCGACAAGGUUGUUACCCCCGCUCGGUAACAGACCUGUUACACGUUCCGCUUCAAAAACAGCCAAAUUACAGUCUUCCUUGAGCAGUUACAGGUUGCUCUUAGGUUCUUCCCCUUCAACAGCAAUUAAUUGA
Molecule: messenger RNA, 1188 nt
Organism: Striga hermonthica
Lineage: Eukaryota; Viridiplantae; Streptophyta; Magnoliopsida; Lamiales; Orobanchaceae
Source: the annotation of a GenBank genome assembly